Messenger RNA from Aspergillus ibericus CBS 121593, 420 nucleotides. RefSeq lists its product as uncharacterized. The transcript is spliced from 5 exons. Lineage: Eukaryota; Fungi; Ascomycota; Eurotiomycetes; Eurotiales; Aspergillaceae. Bases 1 to 420 code for a protein of 139 amino acids. The record is from RefSeq and is a predicted model, not a curated record.
AUGAGUUUCACUCAGUGUGAUAGUUGGGCCCUGGAGUUAUUGGGGGAAGGCCAUGGCCGUAGUGGUGGUGUGAAGGAUGGUCAGGGUCUGCGGUGGGAUGGUAACUGUUCAGUUUCUGCGGUGAUGCUCUGGAAGGUCUCGUUCCAACAGCAAAUCAGUGUCCUUUAUAUCUCUGGGUACGGGGACCUGCACCCUCCGUCUAGUGAUGCUCAGAGGCAUCCUGACACUUUUAACAUCCUUGUUGACCUGAGGAAGAAGCGAAUCUGGAUGAGAAUGGCAUAUUCGGGGCUAUUUCUGAGUAUGAUCGGAGUCCUUAGACUGGACCAACGCUCUUACCGCAUGUUGGUGGAAGAGGCACGAGACGUCGGCAGACCGGGCUGGAUUGAAAGGGUCUCGGCCACCGACUCUCCAGUUUCCUAG